CCAUUUGAAAUUCUUAUACAGACCUUUAACACUCAGAGGAAAGGACAUGAGGAAGUACGGCUGGAAUAGUUUCAGGGAUUUAAUUUUCGGAAAUCCUGCAGUUGUCGACCAGGAUCCACAUGUGAAUGAUGGGGAUGAGAAUACUGAACGAGGAAACUGGGCCAGCAAGAGGGAGUACAUCCUCUCUACGAUCGGCUACGCUGUUGGACUGGGAAAUAUCUGGAGAUUUCCAUAUUUGGCCUACAAGAAUGGAGGGGGAGCAUUUCUCAUCCCCUAUUUUGUGAUGUUGGUGGUGACUGGAAUCCCUCUUUUCUUCCUGGAAAGUGCCUUUGGUCAAUUCUGCAGCCAAGGGCCAAUUAACAUAUGGAGAGCAGUGCCUUUACUGCAGGGUGUUGGCGUUGCCAUGGUUAUGGUGACUCUAAUAGUGUCGAUUUACUAUAACGUCAUCAUCGCCUACAGCCUGUACUACAUGUUUGCCUCCUUCCAGUCUCCUCUGCCUUGGUCCAGCUGCUUCAGCUGGGCUGACAGUAACUGCAGCAACACGCCUGCAGUGUCUUGUAAUGUAAGUGGUGUUUUAGUGGCCAACUGGACUCAGGAAAACAUCACUUGUCCUUCAUCCAACACGACCACCGUUUCAGUGCAGAGUCCGAGUGAACAGUACUGGGAUCGUGUGGCUCUGCAGAGAUCCAGUGGUCUAGAUGAAACAGGACCAGUAGUCUGGCACUUGGCCCUCUGCCUGCUGCUGAGCUCCAUGCUUGUUGCUGCAGCGCUCAUCAGAGGCAUCAAGUCAUCAGGAAAAGUUGUGUAUUUCACAGCGACAUUUCCUUACGUGGUGAUUUUCAUCCUGCUGAUCCGAGGUGUGACACUAGAGGGAGCUAGAGAUGGGAUAGAGUUCUACAUUGGUUCACAAUCAAAUCUGACUAAACUGACUGAAGCACAGGUCUGGAAAGAUGCAGCAACUCAGACCUUCUACUCUCUCUCUAUUGGCUGGGGUGGAGUCAUGACUCUUGCAUCCUAUAACAACUUCCACAACAAUGUAUUCAAGGACUCAUUUGUAGUAACACUGACUAAUGCAGGCACCAGUGUGUUAGCAGGCUUUGCCAUAUUUUCAAUUUUGGGCCACAUGGCUCACAUCUACCAAAUGCCUGUUGGACAGGUUGUAAAGGAAGGGUUUGGCCUGGCAUUCAUUGCAUAUCCAGAUGCUUUGUCUAAGCUUCCCAUUUCCCCUCUGUGGUCCGUUUUGUUCUUCUUUAUGCUUCUGACUGUUGGUCUGGACUCUCAGUUCGCAGGAAUAGAGGUGAUCACCACCUGCCUGUUAGAUGCCUUCCCUAAAAUCUUCAAAUCCAAACAUGGCUUAUUGACUGUAACGACGUGUGCCAUCCUCUAUCUCCUUGGCCUACCAUGUGUCACACAGGCAGGAAUAUACUGGGUGACUUUAAUCGACCAGUUUGUUGCCAGCUGGGUGCUGCUAAUUUUGGCCCUCUUGGAGAUCAUUGGUGUCUGCUACAUAUAUGGAGGAAACCGUUUUAUUAAAGACAUUGAGAUGAUGCUUGGAAAUAAGAGUUGCACUUUCUGGCUGUGGUGGAGAACAUGUUGGUUCUUCAUAAGCCCCUGCAUCAUAGUGGUGAUCCUGAUCUGGUCUCUGAUGACAUUUACACCACCUUCCUAUGGAGCAGUCCAGUUCCCAGCCUGGGGCUUGGCUCUGGGCUGGUGCAUGGUUGUAUUCAUCUUACUCUGGAUCCCUGUCAUCGCUGUGUAUAAGCUGAUGAGAGAAGAGGGAAACCCCUGGAAGCGUCUGAAGUCAUUGUGUUCUCCGUCUGAAGAAUGGCAUCCCUACCUGGAUGUCCAUCGAGGAGAACGUUACUCAGAAGAACGCUGCCGCCGCAGGAAGAAGCAUACAAGCAGACUAGAAGUAAAUGUAAUCUCCAAUUCGUGGCUCUGAGGAGUCUUUUUGGAUGUUGACCUGACACUUUUUUUUUCCUUUAGUGGAGCAGUGUCAUUCUGUGAACACCUUGUGCUGAACGUUAAAGCUGCUUUAAGUGAUUUUUGACCUCCAGGAGGCAAAGAUUAACUCAAAUGUAAACCCAUUACGGAUUACGGAUAUCUGAUGGAUGGUGUGAACACAAACACUUGCCUAUUGUUCCAGCAGAGACAGAGCAACAUGGGAAUGCCAUUGUAGUCUUCUUCCUUGUCAGAUACUCCACCUUUUGUUUUAGCUGAGGUUUGGUCGUCUACCCUCAGGUAAAAAUAUAUGAGUCUCUUUGACUCUUCUUCAUCAGCCAUGUUUACAUUACCUGCUGGCACAGGUAGUUUACAACAAGGCAAUUGUUGUUGAGGUUGUAUGUUUACAGUAAAAGUGGGGGAGCCGUUUAGUGCUCGAUCACACAGACUGAUGAACUAAAACAAUAAGUGGUAUCUGAAAGCUUGUUAGUACAAUAAUGGCAACUCUUUCACAUUAAAGGGAAUCAUUUGAUUCAAAGUAUUAAUCAAAAAUAUUACUUCAUCAGGCUUUAGAAUCAAUCAGAGUGAAUGAUCCAUGUUUUUUUUUUAUCAUUAAUCCAGAAUGUUUAAUGUUCUUUCAAUUGGGACAAAUUCUGUUUCAGCAAUCAUGCUUGUCUUACCAUGUAUACAGUUUCUAUGUAUUUUAACUGAAUCCUCUGUUCCACACAGAGGACAUUCUACAAUAAAAA
This is a messenger RNA of Toxotes jaculatrix (banded archerfish), 2690 nucleotides long. RefSeq names its product solute carrier family 6 member 14 (gene slc6a14). Gene Ontology annotation, cellular component: membrane. Gene Ontology annotation, biological process: sodium ion transmembrane transport. The transcript has 15 exons. Gene Ontology annotation, molecular function: L-proline transmembrane transporter activity. The record is from RefSeq and is a predicted model, not a curated record. Lineage: Eukaryota; Metazoa; Chordata; Actinopteri; Toxotidae. Bases 47 to 1942 code for a protein of 631 amino acids.